UGGAAAGAGGGACAACAUUUGAAAUGUCAAUAAAUAAAAUAACCAAGUUUUUAAAAAGAAGUGACCAGCAUCACUGAGAAGAAAUCUUCUGGAGGUUUCGUUUUCUGAGAGCAGAGAGAAGCUGUGUUCCAGAGACAGAUGUUGCGCUGGCAGCCGGGUUUAGUAAUAUUUAAGAGUCACCAGGUGACACUGGUUUUAAAGGCACGAAGGGAUCAUAGAAAGCAGCAGAGGCUGGGGACUGUGAGAGGCCAUUGGUGAAGGUGCAGCCUCAGGGGCAGCUGAAGGCCCAGGAUUGAAGGGCCUGUGCUGACAAACUGAGGCUUGGUACCAGGAAGCCAACCUGAGAGGCCAUUGCUGAAAGUGCAGUCCAGUUACAGCAGAAGACCCCGACGUUUUACAGAUGCUAGCACCAUGGGAUGACCACCAAGAACAGCAGCAGCCAUGGAGUGGAGCCAGCUGGAGCCUAGAAGACAAGCUGUGUGUGCUGCAGAGGGCGGAGCCAGAGACGUGACCCACGCCCUUUGGAAGAGCCCAGAACAUUGCGAGUGGAUCUCAGACACUGGCCGGUCACCCUGAAGCCAGGCUUCCCAGGACAGUAUAGAGGCACGAGGUUAUGGAUACCACUGUGUCUCAUUGUACACAUGGAAGACAGAAGGACAGCAAUUGGCAGUACUGCUAACCCCAUGAGACAGUCUCUGAGGAGGCACUCACACUGGAGGACCUCAGGAAGUGACCUCACUUGCUUAAAAGUCCAGAUGAGGUCAUAAUGCUGGCUCCCAGGUAACCAGAGCCAACAGUUGCCUUACCCGACUUACUUGUUUGGAGGCUGUUGACACAGAGAGAUGUUCUCUUGUUUCAGGUCUUCCCAUGGCUCAGGCCACAAAAAAGCCAAGAGGAGUCGUCUUGGACGCCUGUGGAGACGUUUGAUCCACCCUCUGAUACAGAGUUCCCACAGGGAUCCCCGGGUAAUGAGGGCCAGCCUGUAGCAGGGAACAGUCUGGAUGGCCCCCUAACCCCUGAGGUCCCUGCCUGGAUGUGUGUUCCUGUGAGACGCUGAGGAACGUUCUUUAUGCUCCCUCUUCAAUGGUCAGUAGUGGAUUGCUGAUGUCUCUGAGUUUCUACAUUUAUACCCUCUUGCCUUCCUAGGACUGUCCUCAGAAUAAACAGGAGCCAGGCUCUAAGCCUGAACCCUUUAGGACCAUCGACAAGAACAGAAGAUGCAUUGAAGAAAUACUCUACAAUAUCCCACGUGCUGUUCAGCACAACGACCUCACCUCCAUCAGCAUUUUUCUAGACAUCUUCAGAAACUAUGUUACCACCUGGGAGGUGCUGGACCAAAUGAUGAGGAUGUGAGUGCUACAUCCAACACGGGGUUUCCCAGGGCUCUGCUCUUCUCCAGGACUCUGUGCUCCCAGGACAAUGACGAUUGUACCCUGGCAGUGUUGGUCCUGGAUCUCAGCUCACAAAAUGACAUGGCCACAUAUGGGGUUGGGGGGCUCUAAUUCGUGUCUUUCCCUGUCCCCAGGUAGUGUCAAACACUGCCAUCUCUGGUGUCUUUGGCAGAGCUCUUUCCCCAUUGGUAUAAAAGGUUCUAGGUCCCGUCUGACGUCUAUGGAUUAAUGGAAGCAGACAAGGGUCCCUGGGGGACCACCUAAGAAUCCCGGGACCAAGCAAGAGCCCUGUCAGGGAGCAGGGAGGCUUCCCCUGAUUGUGUGCACAUCCCUUAAGACCCAUGAGCACAGCAUGGAGGUCACAACAGUACAGAGAGACCCUAGGACCCAUACUCCCUUUCUAGAUACCUCAGACUCAAGUAGCUUCCUGUAGAUCUAUUAGUAGGUUGGAGAAACAAGGCCCUAAUGGUGACCCCCUCCUGGAAUGCCACAGGUAUGGUAACUUCGGGCCUGACUCUAUGUGGGAUGAACAAAUAAAGAGUGCCAUCUUCACUUUCUUGUUAUACUGGCUUCAGAAAUUUCCUGAUGAUUUUUGUGAAUCAACAAACUUCAACCUGGUGAAUCAUGUAAGGGUGUAUGUGAAGAUGAAUUCUGCAGAGGGAGAUCCCCAAGCCAGGGAGCUUUUCUUAGUGCUGGAGGAUCUCGAGGAGGAAUAUCUAAAGCUUGAGACAGAUUUCAUAACAACUCCAAAGGCCCAAGUGCAGGAGGAUGACCAAGUCUAUGGAAUUCAAGAGAGUCUGCCUUCAAGUCCAGCUUCUAUGGCAGAGCCAGAGGGAGGCCUGCUACCCCUAGAGGACACUGAGCUCUUGGAAACAACAAUUGUACAACCCUUUGAGGCAGAAGCUGGUCCAGUGCAGCUUCCAACUUUACAUCAAUCUCUGCCCAUAGCAGCUGCUCCACAGUCACCUGGAGAUGUGUCUGCAGAUGGGGCUGCAGAUGGAGCUGCAGGUGGGGCUGCAGAUAUGGCUGCAGGUGUGUCUGCAGAUGUGGCUGCAGAUGGGGCUGCAGGUGUGGCUGCAGAUGUGGUUGCAGAUGUGGCUGCACAUGUUUCAGCUUUUGAGUACAUAGUUUUCUCGACUGUUGUGCAAUUAGGUGCACCAGAGUGUUUUUUCCCUUUGCCUGAGGUGGACAUAUAGCUAGGACAAUUAAUUUGCUUAGUUGU
Apodemus sylvaticus (European woodmouse) is the source of this 2613-nucleotide messenger RNA. RefSeq names its product ral guanine nucleotide dissociation stimulator-like. NCBI's taxonomy places the organism in Eukaryota, Metazoa, Chordata, Mammalia, Rodentia, Muridae. The record is from RefSeq and is a predicted model, not a curated record. Bases 1910 to 2587 code for a protein of 225 amino acids. The transcript is spliced from 4 exons.